Molecule: messenger RNA, 1212 nt
Organism: Schizosaccharomyces octosporus yFS286
Lineage: Eukaryota; Fungi; Ascomycota; Schizosaccharomycetes; Schizosaccharomycetales; Schizosaccharomycetaceae
Product: NADPH dehydrogenase
Exons: 1
Coding region: 1-1212 (403 amino acids)
Molecular function (GO): NADPH dehydrogenase activity; FMN binding
Source: RefSeq, a predicted model, not a curated record
AUGGCUUUUGACUUGGAUCAGACAAAUCUGUUCAACCAGAUUCAGGUUGGUAACAUGACACUGAAUCAUAGAAUCGCUUUUGCUCCCACAACAAGACUCCGUGCUACAGAUGAUCAUACUCCAAGCGAUUUGAUGCUACAACACUAUUCAGACCGAGCACAGACUCCUGGUACUUUGCUCAUUUCAGAAGCCACCUUGGUCUCUCUUCGUGCUGGCUUAUACCCCAAUAUUCCUGGCAUUUGGAACGACAGACAGGUCCAAGCAUGGAAAAAGAUCACAGACGCAGUACAUGCAAAAGGAAGUUACAUGGCUUGCCAAUUGUGGUUUGCAGGAAGAGUUGGAUCCCCAGAACUACUGAAAAAGCAUGGUUUGGACUUGGUAUCCCCUUCUGCUUUGUAUGAAAGCGAAGAUUCCAAGAAGGCAGCAGAAGCCGCUGGCAAUCCCAUUAGAGCAUUGACCGAGGAAGAAAUUCAGAGUAUUAUUUAUGACGAUUACAAGAACGCAGCCAUCAAUGCCAUGAACGCCGGAUUUGAUUGUGUGGAACUUCACAGUGCUCAUGGAUACCUACUUGAUCAAUUCCUACAGCCCGCGGCUAAUCAAAGAACAGAUAACUAUGGUGGUUCUAUAGAGAACCGUGCAAGACUCUUGCUGGAAAUUGUCGACCUUUUAAGUGAUACCAUUGGCGCCGAAAAAGUUGCAAUCCGGUUGUCUCCAUGGGCUAAAUUCCAAGGAAUGAAAGCGGAAAAAGAUACAGUGCAUCCAAUUACUACAUUUAGUUAUGUAGUUAACGAGCUUCAAAAGCGUGCAAACAAGGGUAAACAGCUCGCUUACCUUUCUGUGGUCGAACCUAGGGUAAAUAAUAACGUUGAUGUGAACUUGGCUGAUAUAGCUGGUUCCAAUGACUUUAUAAAAAAGUUAUGGAAAGGAAAUGUUUUGCAAGGUGGCAAUUAUACCUAUGAUAAACCGGAAUUUAAGUCUUUGAAAGCUGAUGUAGAUGGUGACAACCGCACUAUGGUCGCAUUUUCCAGGUAUUUCACGUCAAAUCCCGAUUUAGUUAAGAGAUUAAAGGAAGGCUUGGAGUUGUCUCCUUAUGUCCGUUCUUUAUUUUAUGCUCCAUACAACUAUGGGUAUAACACAUUUCCAAAUUUUGGUGAUGAGCUGCAGUUUGACCAUGAAACCGAAAAGGAAAGACGCCCCGCUCCUUUGAUUUGA